This is a messenger RNA of Leishmania major strain Friedlin, 6840 nucleotides long. RefSeq names its product putative protein kinase. The coding region runs from base 1 to 6840 and encodes 2279 amino acids. Gene Ontology annotation, biological process: peptidyl-serine phosphorylation; intracellular signal transduction. Lineage: Eukaryota; Euglenozoa; Kinetoplastea; Trypanosomatida; Trypanosomatidae. Gene Ontology annotation, molecular function: protein serine/threonine kinase activity; ATP binding. The transcript has a single exon. The record is from RefSeq and is a predicted model, not a curated record.
AUGUUGCGGAGCGGUGCCUUAUGCAAGGCACUGUCGUCCCCGGUAAGCCACACAGAAGCAUCUGCAACGGUGUCUUCUCGCGGUAGCGCUGCCGACCACUCCAUACCUGUCGGUGUGCCUGUCUUCAUCGACGCUUUUGAAGAGUUGACGACUGCGAAACCCUCGCCACAUCGGGAGUCCCAUAUCAGUAGCAGCAAGAGUCCCAACGAACUUGAACGCUGUAGACGGUUCUAUCACGGUACACAACCGUGUGAGCAGGUCCUUUCCGCGCCACCAGUGCGUGAGACGGUCAUCGGUGAAGAGGAGGAUCUCUCUCUCUUGCAUGCACAGUGCGUAUGCAGCUCUGAUGUGCAGCUGGGGACCACGCAGGCAGCCUGCGCAUGGAGGCCUGCGUCGCCUGAAUUCACGGAUCUCGUCCCCUUUCUCACCUCACAGUCACCGCUGGAGUCGUUAUGCUCGAGCGAGUCCGCUUCUGCGGCACCCUUGUCACUAAACGCCACUCGAAGAGCGUCUCCUCGAGAUGCCCCCACCGCCACUGCCGCUGCUCCCACGACUUCAGGUGAUCCCUUAAAGAUGACGAUGGCAACCGCGCCAUCACUCACAGUCCACACCGAUAGCAACACUGGCCGCGCGCAGCACUCGCGCACCAGCUCACUACUGUAUUACAGUCCGUAUAUCCACUAUGAUGGCAACAGCGAGAGCCUCGAGACGGACGCUGCACUGCAUCGCAGUCACGCGGCGAUAUCGUCCGCUAUCUCAUGCUUUCACGCGUCCUCCUUGGUUACGCCACGUGCGCUGCCGUCGUACCCGCUUAGCUCUAGCGCCAGAAAAUCCAUGGCGCUGACGAAACUGCCGGCAGAGUCCCCCCGCGGUGAAGGCAGUCGAAGCUCGUCACCUACUGGCACGUGUGGCGGGGCUGCUUGUAUCAUCUCUGACGCGCUCACGCUCACCCCGGAAAAACCUGAUCACCUUCUGCGUGCAUUAGCCAGUGAGGAGGGAGCUUACGUGCCACCGCUCAGCACCUCUACCACAACGCAGUGCACCAUCCCACCAAUCACAGCACCCCAAACGGGGAAGCAAAACGUGAACACUAGGAGCGGUUUUGUUCCAAGUGUGCCGUCGAUUCGCUUCCCCGUUGCCUAUUCUAUCCCCGUUAGCGAUUCGGAGCGUAGCCUUGCCAGCAUCCCUGCUCUCGGGUAUGGCCCACGCAGUACACCCAACGCCUGCUCCUUGACCUCUGCUCGUUCGGGCCGCUCUGCGCGAUCGGCGCGUCACUCUAACCGCUGCACCUCAACACUGCGCAACGGCGUACCAACGCUGAAGGAGCUCUUUCCUACUCUGCCCGAUGAUCUCUACCUCACGCGCGAUCGGCUGUGCAUCUCGCAUGGUAGCAAGCGGCGACUCGGGUCUGGCGCGUACGGCAUUGUGCAGCAGGCAGAGCUCUACCCGCCAGGUGUCGAGGCACCGCGCAUAUUCACACCGACGUCGGAAAGUGCUGCGAGCACGUCGAUCCCCAGCACCCCGUGCUUCUCGCCAGCUAACGGCCGCGUCUCCAUUCAUAGCUUCUCAUCCAUCGCCGCUGCUGUCGGAAACCAUCAGAACGUGGCUGGCGUCAGCAACGGUGGCUACUAUGGAGCUGAACAGACGGGCAGACCCGGGGCUACGGCAAUGGUUGCCAAAACGAGCGGCAACAUCCACUUUCGCACAAUGUCGACGCUCAGCAGCGAUAGCGUCACCGCGUCGGCCUUGCCGGUGCACCAGCAGCCGUAUAACGAGCAGACCGCGUCGUUCUACAACGGUGUGGAUGACAUGGUGCGGUGGAGCAGCGCUGUAGAGUCCGUGAAAGACCUGCCUUGGGGACAUGCGCUGAACUUAAACGACGAUGCGAUGCCGAACAUGACUACAGCGCAGGCCACCGUGCUAUCGCCGACGUCGGGUUCACAUGAGACACCGGUGUUUGAUGCAGUGAGCACUGCCUCGUCUGAGGACCAGGACAGCGCCUCACACUCUCCUUUUGCGGAGAGGUCCCUGCACUGCAAAACCACGGCGGCGACCCCAAUGGACUUCAACUGCGAGACGCAGAACGACCUUCAGCUGCCGGCGGUGCUGGGGCUACGCUUGGGUCACAAUCCUGACUUGCGUGUGAGCCCGCGGACGUCGCUGCUUGUCUCCUCAGGUCACCUCAGCAGCCGCGACUGCGGCGCCGCCACAGCAGUGGACGACGCAGACAAGAGCACGGUGCGCACAGGCAUAUGCGAGGAGGGGCGCGACUGCCUCGCUAGCGUUAUCGAGCCUGUGCGUCCAUCCAGGGGCGAAGGGGAGGCCGUCGACGGAGAGACGGAGCCGGGGGCGCAGCACUCCAUGACCUCCAGAACUGGCAGGGGGGCUUUUUCGUUGCCGCACUCGCCGGUGGGGGGAGGUCGCGCCUACCGCAGCAGCAGCAAGCGUGUAUGGCGUCGAGUCGCGUGCGAGCGUGGGGAUGGGAGUGAGGGAUCGGGGCUGCGCACAUACCCUUUUUUUACCUCCCCAAUCACCCGGGAGGGCUCCAUGGACACCUCAUCGGCCGCCGUUGUAGAGGGAAAGCCAACGUCCUGCUGUGAGAUGGUGGUGUCAACGGCCACCGUAGGUGCAUAUCUGCACCGUUUUCUGUCGCGAACCGCCGAUAUUGUCUCCUCCGAGUUUGUUGACCACGUCGACGCCGCUAAUAACAGGACGCGGGAAGCAGCAGUGGUGGGAGCCGACGCAAGCGACAAGGCGCGGGCGGAGGGUUAUGGCUGUCUGCCAAGCGCACUGCCCCGUGCAUUUGAGGAGGGAGAGGAGUGGAGGGAGGAUGAGUCUGCGGAGGAGACGAGUGCGACACCGGAGCGUCGAGGCCCUGAGGCGCGGCAGCAAAGAACGCAAGAGAGUCUGGAGAUGAGCAGAUCUUCCUUUCUGGUGAGCAUCAGCUACACUGAACACGAGCUCACGUGCAACGACGCAGGGGAUGAGACGCUGAUGCUGACGGCGCAGCCGGUGAUUGAGGGAGCGAUACGGGAGCCCCAAGAAGAGCACCAGCACACAAUGGAUCAGACGCCAGAGGGGACGGAGAAAACACCGGGAGCAGGGCUUCGCCUUAGAGGAAAGGAGCAUGACAUCAGCUCUGCGGGGUCGGAGGCACAGAGUGAAACGCGGUCCUAUGGUGAGGCGGCAACGACCACUUCCACCGAUGUCGUGUUGGCGGCAGCAGCGGGGGAGGCAGAGCGGAUAGUGCAGCGCUUUGCGCACCGUAGCACAAGCGCCUCAGCGCCAGCCUCCACCGCGGCGGCACAAGGCGCAACCGCCGUCGUUUUCGCCCCCCGCACACACGUGAGAGGCGGUGUCGGUGCGAAUGGGAUCCUUGGCGGGAACCUGACCUCCAGCAGCACCUCCAACUUAUGGACUCCGAGCUGUACGGCUCCCACCGGGGCUUCCGCCGCCGCGUCGGCGAUGUCUGCAACAUCUACAACGAGGCCCGGUAACCUUGGUGGCGCACUUGUGUCGGGCGGCACCACCAACACGCUGCAAUCAUCCUUUGACUUUCCGCGUACUCCGGCCGUUCAUCAUGACAUGAACCCGUCGAUGGUCUCCGAUGCACUUUCCAGCGGUGCGGUGCCGUUCCGCUCGGUCGCCACCAAGGUGAUCGAGAAAGUGGAUCUCGCCCGCAAUGCCAUGAAGCUGAACGCGCUCCACAAUGAGCUGCGCAUGGCAAGCCGGCUCCGCCAUCCGUGUCUGGUGAACAUAUUCGGCGUUGCCGAAGAUGCCAAGCACUUCUACAUUGUCAUGGACCUCGCAGAGAAGGGCAACUUGGCACAGUACCAGCAGCGGUUUGGGGUGAGGGCCACAUGCGAGAUGGCACCGCGAUUCACGGCAGACGUUGUGCUUGCCCUUGAGUACCUUCGCGACGGGUCUCAGCACUCUUAUUGGGUGACGCCGCCCCCCGAAAGCACAGAUGACAGCCUGCUGCAGGACCACAGACACUGCACACCCCGGACGCUUAGGAUGAGAGGGACUGCAAGCGCGGCGAGCGCCACGGAACCGCGCGGCUUGCCCGGCUCCACAUCCACGCACUCCCUGCGUCAGGCCACCGAAAGUGCCUCAGUGGCAACAGCGUCGAAGCGACUGUCGCUGAGUGCUCCAAUCACUCCUCCUCUGCCGUCACAGCACACCGGCGCGACCGAUGUCACUGACAGUGUUGGGGCGGAUAUGUGUAGUAGCGCCUCAGCCGUGGGGCUGGUUCCGCGAGAGUCGAUGUCUGAGCCGUCAGAGUCGCCUUCGCGCACUUCUCCCACGGCUUUCGGACUUGAACCCCCUGUGCCUGCUCACACCGCCACUCUCCCACGGCAGCAGGAUGACAACGGCAGGUCCCUCGAGCAGCAUGACAGCAUCAUCGUGCACCGCGACCUCAAGCCUGAAAACCUACUGCUCACCUGGGACUUUCACGUGAAGCUGGCCGACUUUGGCGAUGCGUGUUUCUACGGCGACAGUGAGGCGAACAACUUUGGCGGGACACCGUCCUACAUCUCGCCGGAGGUGUUCGCGCGCUGUAAGGCGAGCCCGUACAGCGACUUGUGGGCCUUGGGUUGCGUGCUGUACGAGCUCCUGGUGGGCGAGCGGCUCUUCUCCGGCUCGCUAGUCGAAGUCGGCACUGCUGUGCAGAAGUUCAAGCCCGAGGCGUUGAUUUUUCCUGACACGCUGACGUCCACAACGGCGGAUUCGUCAGCUGCGAAGGAGAGGGGCGCGCGGGAAAGAGGCAGCGGGGCUGGUGCUGGCAUUGCGGAAGCUGCAAAGGACUUGGUCCGGCAGCUCCUUCAGCCGGUGCCCGAGGAGCGCCUCGGGUCGGCGGAGCGCGGCGGCUUCGACGCCCUCAAGGCACACCCCUUCUUUGCGGACAUACGUUGGGACAAGGUGCUGCAGGCGACGACCACGACGACCAAUGACACCAACUACGCAGCAGAGCUGGCCGAGUACCUGGAGCCGACGGAGGCGGUGGUGUACUGCUCCCCGGUGAAGCUGCUGCCGACCCUGGAGGGGAGUAGCUCCAAGGAGCAUUUGAGCAUCAAGAGCGGCAGCACCAACUCUCGCAGUACGCAGAUCGCGCUGUUGAUGGUGCUCACCGAUGCGCCUCGGCUGCUGCUGGUGAACCUUGACCUGAACAUGGUGCAAUUCGAGAUUCCAUGGUCGACGGAGCUACGCGUCGGUGUCCUGCGCACCGAGCGUUUCACCAUCACUGUCCCCGUCAGCGACGUUCUCAGGUCCCCCUCGACGCCUGUUCCAGGGUCACCGCUGCCGCCGGCGACGACAGCAGAGACGACCCCGAUGCGUUCGAACAGCAACUUCAGCGCGGCUACGGCAAACACGAUCACCUACACCUUUUCCGAUUGCAACGGGCGUGCUGACUUGUGGGGCGUCAAGAUCCAUCACCUGCAGUCGAUGUGCUCCGCGAAGCUGGAGUCGGGCAGCGCGACCGGGAGGAGUCUGCCGCGUCUCUACUCCAUCCCAGUGCUCCCCACGGCUGGCGGGGCAUUCCAUUUGCCCCGGCCCAGUGCCUCCUAUCAGCAGCUGCAGCACCAAAGGCGCCGUGACACCCCCACUCUCUCUCCACGUGCAGGCAGCCGCUUCCUGCAAUGGCCGCGCACAACGCCUCGCACCAUGCGCGCUGGGAGUCUUAGCAGCUUGACCAUUUCGAGCAACGAGCACAGCAUUGGUGCGCCGCGCGACGUGCGGGCUACUGCAGCGACGGGCACCUGCGCAGCACUGAGCAGCGAUGCGUGCAGCGGUACGUUGUCGGCGCGCAUCGCGCCGGCGACACGCGCACGUGCCACCUCCUUCUCCCACCGCACUUCUGUCUCACAGUCGUCUGUCUUCACUGUGAGCAGCGCUGCAGCAGCGACACCAGGCACGUCGUCAGCCAUGCUGCAUUCGUCUGAUCUGCUACAGCCACCGUCGUUCACAGGAGCGACGCCCCCGUCUCUCCAUCCCCGCUCCGCUACCGUGGCCGUGACGAUUGCAUCCCCAAACACAAGCGACUCACCACGCGACUCUCUGAAUACCUGGAAGACGAAUGCGGGCAACAGCGAGAGUACCAGUACCCCCAAGUCCCCGCUCGAAUUGGACUGCACGCGGAGCGCCGCAUGUGUGCGACCUGCUGCCCCUCCUCCACUGUGCAGUACCGCUAGCACAUCCGCCAACACCCCUGGAGUUUCUCCUACCAGCACAACCGCCAUUUCUAUUGGUGGUGGGGACUCACCGCAGUGCGGUGGCAAUGUGAGCGAGGCGCGCUGGAAUGGGUGCUUUCUGCCGCCUGCCACAUCGGUGUGCGCUUCGACGGGGGCCUUGCAUCCCUUGAGUGCAUCAGCUGCGGCGACCUAUACGUCCGGCUCAGUGCCGGAGAGUGCGCUGGGGUGCAGCAGCAGCGUUGGUAACGUCACACCACACCUGGCGUUCUGCAGCGGGCCCAGAUGUGGGGGUGAAGGUCUUCUAUCUAACAGCUUCGAAGGUGCCCACGAGGCGCUGAGCCAAGGCGAGGGCACGCCGGGCCCUUGGAACACACCGACACAGGCUGAUAGCACCCCAGGCACCCCCGGCGUCUUGCGUUUGCCGAGUGUUUGCCGAGACAACGAAGAAGGAGGCACAGUUGGAGGCGGCGCGCCUAUCAUUGCGUUAGCGGAGACGGCACCAGCUGCGGCAGCUGCUGCCGCUAAAUUGUCGAUCAAGCGGUCACAGGCGCGUCAGCAGUAUCAUGGGGCGCAGAAGAUGAAGAGCAAGCCAUGUUCAGUAGCAGCGACAUCAUCGACAACAGCAGCAGGGCUGGAAAAACGCUAG